Messenger RNA from Anneissia japonica, 1405 nucleotides. RefSeq names its product quinone oxidoreductase-like protein 1. The record is from RefSeq and is a predicted model, not a curated record. NCBI's taxonomy places the organism in Eukaryota, Metazoa, Echinodermata, Crinoidea, Comatulida, Comatulidae. Gene Ontology annotation, molecular function: oxidoreductase activity.
CAGAUAAUCAAAAUAACACACAACACAUUUUGUGACCGCCCCUUUCUUUCAUGAAUUAUUGUCAAGAUGAGAUCUCUGUAUUUAAGGAAGGAUACUGAAGGCUCGGACUCUGAAAUAGCAAUAUUAAAAGAAAAUGCAGACUUUAGAUUAUCUGAUACAGCUGAUGAAAACUGUGUAUUGGUGAGGGUGAAAGCAUGUGCGCUGUCGACCACUGAUGUUCAGAUCAUAGAACAACUUAAUUUACCCUCAUCGGAGAUGCCAAUCGGGCGUGCCAUUUCUGGUGUUGUAGAAGACGUUGGAAACUGUGUGAACUCGUUCAAAUCUGGAGAUGAAGUUGUCGCGCUUCUUCCGCUCGAUUCUCAGUACUCCGGCUGUGCGGAUUUAUGUGUUGUCAACGAAUAUGAUUUACUUACGAAACCGAAGCGAUUGGAAUUUAAUGAGGCUGUGGCGUGCAUGUAUGAGGGCGUCAGAGCUUAUACUGCAUUACAAAUCCAAGCCAGGAUGUGUGCCGGAGAAACCAUACUUGUUAUGGAUGGUGCAACGAAAAAUGGGUCAUGUUUAAUCCAGCUGGCCCAGAAUUGGGGUGCAAAGGUCAUCACUACUGUCAACUCGCAGGAGGAGAAACUUCACUUGGAAUCAUUUAAACCUCCAAUAACUUCCAUCAUUGACGUCAGCAAUGGUAAAACCAACACAAUACGCAGUGUUUGCUUAGAAGAGACCGGGGGAUUAGGAGUUGACAUUAUUAUAGACAGUGGAGUGAAUAUGUUUCCAGACCAACUGGAGGAUGAUGUCAUUGCGAAAAAACAGAAUCUUCCAAGUAAACAUGAACUUAUCUCAUCGUUAGCAAUCUGUGGAAGAUGGGUAACGUCACAUAGGGAUUUACAGAUAUUUUGAGAGAUGUAAUGAACAAAGUUGCAAGUGGAGUUGUAAAGCCAUUGAUUACGGGCAAUAUUACUUUGGAUGAUGUACCCUCAGUGUACCCAACACUACGAUCAAGAAGAAUAGGAGCUGUCAUAGUGGAGAUGAAAUAGUUAAUGAUUUGCCUGUUACAUUGUAUAUACAGAAAUAUUCUUAUACAGUAUAUAGUAUACUAAUAGCUCCCCCCCCCCCAUACUUAUCUUUGGAAUUCGGUACAUAAUAUGGGUGCAGUAUUUGGAAACAAUCAGAAGAAUCACAAAGAUCAUUGUAUCAAUCUUCUUUUCCAUCAAGCUGCCCUUACUAGGAAAUACUAAGUGAAUAAGGCACCCCUUAUUUUGUAAUAGGCAGUGCUAUUGGUCCUGUGUCCAAUGUAGGUGUGUACAUAUAAACUGGUCAUAGCCACAUGUGUGCUGUAAGCAGGGGCGGAUCCAGAGAUGUCCAAAAGGGGUGCUGAAAGUGGGGCCGAUCAAGAUAAUUCUAUCCUAGG